GGUUUUCCAUGACUCGUAUAUAGAAUUAUAGAUAGUGAGACCAGUUUGUGUUUUAAAAACGUGUAUGAAUUUGAUACAAACUUAUCCACGUCCUGUCCGCCCCUGGUAAACAAACAGCCCGACAAUAGAGCACGGCGGCUGCUACUGACCUCUUCAGGGAGCAACGAAAACCCAAGCGAGAAAACAAAACCAAAACCAGGAAAUAUCACAAAUAUACAGCCAUUUUAAAGCGGUGCUCUAAUUCUCCUGCGGGGUUUUGCAGAGCGCAAAAGCGGUUAAACAUCUCACAGAGAGCUGCAUGCAGUCUUCGUGCGGAAUGCGCUGCUUGAAUAUAUGGGAACAUGUCAAAGAAAAAGGGCAGGAAGCGCAGUAGCGGGGAGCUGAGCGAUUCGGUGACCCCCGACCCAGGCAGCAUCCUGGGCUUGAGGAUCCAGCACACCUGGCGGGAGAAGGGGGCGCUGACCAAGUGGAAGGGGACGGUCCUGGACCGGCUGACCGUCAACCCUUCACUCUUCAUGGUGAAGUACGAUGGCUUCGACUGCAUCUAUGGCAUCGAGCUUUUCAAAGACGAGCGGGUCUCGCAGCUCCAGGUUCUGAGCGAGAAAGUGGUGAAUACGAAGAUCAAGGUCCCCGAGGAUGCGGAGGAGCUGGUGGGGAAGGCGGUGGAGCACCUGUUUGAGAAGGAGGACGGCGAGAAGAACGAGUGGAGGGGCAUGGUGCUUUCCCGGGCACCCAUCAUGACAAACUGGUACUACAUCACCUACGAGAAGGACCCCGUGCUCUACAUGUACCAACUGUGGGACGACUAUGAGGAUGGGGACCUGCGCAUCCUCCCCGAAGCAGAAAACAGGCACCUGCUGCCAGCGGACCGCAAGCCCGGGGAGGAGCCGGAGAGCCUGGUGGGUAAGCAGGUGGAGUACGUGACUGACAAGGGCGUGAAGAGGACCGGGCUGGUCAUCUUCCAAGUGCCGGCCAAGCCCUCCGUCUACUACAUCAAAUAUGACGACGAUUUCCACAUCCACGUGUACGACCUGGUCAAGACUUCCUAAAAGGGAUUCCAAGCUGCACUUUCCUCAUCGGUUUAGACCUCCCUGCCCCCUAGCCACACCCUGGGGAGUGCUCCUAAAGAAAGGCAUUGAGCUGUAGAACACUGGAGGGUUCUGCCAGUAGAAUCUGGUUGCCCCAGCAACAGUCUUUGAGUUCUGGUCCCCACCCCCAUGUCUAGCCGGCCCGGGAUUGCUUUCCCUGAUCAAUGAAAGUAGAUGGGGAUUUUGCAGCUUUGUAACAGUACAGUUACCACUAACUCUAUAUUUGUUUUCUUGUAAUCAGUAAGAAGCAUGCUGUUAACCUCCACUCCAAGACAAAAAAGCUACUGUUUUUAGAUUAUACAAUAAUUGUAUAACACUUUUUUUUUUUUUGUGACUAUACAUUACUGCAAGGAAGGGAUUUCAGUAUGAAGUGGGAUAGUAUAGUAAACUUCAAAGAAAAUGUUUAACAAGCAAACUGAAAGUCUGUUCAGCCCUCUGGCAUUUUAUAUUGGCUUUAAGGAAAUAAGUCACAGAAAUAAUUUAUUUAUAUAUUUUGAGUAGCAUUAAGAUUUCGCAGUAGGGAGUUGUAUACAAUUCUAGCUUUCAAAAUCUUUUCUUAACGAUGCGCUUGUGUGCAGUAGUAGGGCUGCGGUUUGUAAGAGAACUGGUUCCUGGCCCUGGCAAGCGAAGUCAAAGUUUUUAUUUUAUUUGUUUGGCGUUUUUGUUUAGAUAGAAAGAAAGCACUUAAAUAAUUCUGAGCUCUGGUUCAGAAAUGAUGGACAGUUAUCGGUAAUCCCAAUUCGCAUGACUCAAAAACAGCAGCCGACAUGCCCUGUAAAUUUUACGUGUUAAACCGGUAGCGGCCGUUUUCAAAUGAAGCUGCUGCCCCCCCCUCCCAGACUUGUACCUCUUUUCCUGCUUACAGCCGUGCUGUGUGCUCAGACUGAGUCCUGAAUGAAGCAGCUUUAUAGAAGGGAGAGGCUUUGGAGCCGUGCCCGUUAAAGGCAGCUCCCGGAGCGGGGUUCGGACAGUGAAGCGUGCUUGUAGUUUAGUUGUCCAGCUGGCUGGACAACAAGCAUGAAGCGAGUGUGUUCUGAAAUAGGUGUAAUAGGGUGCUGAAGGGAUAGAAACGCAUGCGGUGAGUCUAUAAAGCAGACAAGCGUUUCGUGCAGCGCUGCCCUCAGUGUGCUUUUACUUUUGUGCACCAGUCAAAACCCAGAUUAGAAGUAAUCUUGGACUACCUAAUGCUACCUUAGGUACAGUAAGGUAGUCCAAUAUUUGUGUGAGUCAGGGUCUGUUAAAAUGCCCCUGAGUUUUAUUUAUAUAUUGAGAGAGAGAAUUCAAA
Molecule: messenger RNA, 2373 nt
Organism: Polyodon spathula (Mississippi paddlefish)
Lineage: Eukaryota; Metazoa; Chordata; Actinopteri; Acipenseriformes; Polyodontidae
Product: spindlin-W-like
Exons: 5
Coding region: 342-1049 (235 amino acids)
Biological process (GO): gamete generation
Source: RefSeq, a predicted model, not a curated record